Messenger RNA from Solea senegalensis (Senegalese sole), 2609 nucleotides. RefSeq names its product heat shock protein 12A (gene hspa12a). The record is from RefSeq and is a predicted model, not a curated record. The transcript has 11 exons. NCBI's taxonomy places the organism in Eukaryota, Metazoa, Chordata, Actinopteri, Pleuronectiformes, Soleidae. The coding region runs from base 241 to 2331 and encodes 696 amino acids.
ACCCCCCUCAUGUCCGCCCGUGCUGUCUCUCUCUCUCCCUCUCUCUCUCUCUCCGGUGAAACAGGAAGCGAGGCUCGGUGAAGUUAACGGGCUCAGUGACUGAGCAGCGCGGGAAGUCCGGUGGCGGUGCGGUUCUUGUGUUUCCUCCGGGUUUUGGGCUGUGACGGUACCGCGGGAAACAUUGCUUGGUGUGGCUGCAUCGGGGAGAAGGCUCGGGAGGAGGUGAAACUGCGGGACGCUAUGAACGAGAGAAAAGCGGCGCCAGAGGACGUGAUAUCAGAUGCCAUGGCAAAUCCUUCUCCAGCGAAGAGCAUGGGUGACCCUGGGAUCACUCCACUGUCUCCUUCACACACUCAGAAUGACACCGAGCAGGUGCAGACACAGCAGUCCUUUGUGGUGGUCGUGGCCAUUGACUUUGGAACCACGUCCAGCGGCUACGCCUACGCCUUCACGAAAGAGCCAGAGUGCAUUCACACCAUGAGGCGCUGGGAGGGUGGAGACCCUGGUGUGUCCAAUCAGAAGACCCCAACCACCAUCCUGCUGACUCCAGACAGGAAGUUCCACAGUUUUGGUUAUGCAGCUCGUGACUUCUACCACGACCUUGACCCGAGCGAGUCCAAACACUGGCUCUACCUGGAAAAAUUCAAAAUGAAGCUCCACACCACUGCAAACCUGUCCAUCGACACAGAUCUUCACGCAGCCAAUGGGAAGCGAGUGAAAGCUCUGGAUAUCUUUGCGUAUGCACUGGCCUUCUUUAAGGAGCAAGCACUCAAGGAGCUGAGUGAUCAGACGGGCGGUGACUUUGAUAACAACGAUGUCAGAUGGGUGAUCACAGUUCCUGCCAUCUGGAAAAUGCCUGCCAAGCAGUUCAUGAGGGAAGCUGCUUACAAGUCUGGUCUGGUGUCCCGUGAAAACCCAGAGCAGCUGAUCAUCGCCUUAGAACCCGAGGCAGCGUCGAUCUACUGCCGCAAGCUCCGCCUCCACCAGAUGGUGGACCUUGGCACCCAGAACACCCAGAACGGCUUUAGUCCCACUGAAAACGCAGGGAGUGCAAUGAGCCAAGCUAAGGAGCAUGUGCGGCGCAACCGGCAGAGCCGCACGUUUUUGGUGGAAAAUGUCGUAGGAGAGCUUUGGUCGGAGCUGGAAGAAGGUGAUCGUUACGUCGUAGUGGACUGUGGUGGAGGAACUGUGGACCUGACUGUUCAUCAGAUCCGUCUUCCAGAGGGACAUUUAAAGGAGCUCUACAAGGCCUCGGGUAAACACCGCAGCACUUUUUGCUUUGCUGUCUGCAGAUGUUCUCACUCUGUCAAGUCUCUAAUCUUCCUCCUUCUCCCAGGCGGCCCCUACGGCUCCAUCGGGAUCGACUAUGAGUUUGAGAAGCUGCUGUGUAAGAUCUUUGGUCAGGAUUUCAUCGACACAUUUAAGAUCAAGCGGCCGGCCGCCUGGGUGGACCUGAUGAUUGCGUUUGAGUCGCGGAAGAGAGCGGCAGCCCCCGAACGCACCAACCCCCUCAAUAUAAACCUGCCGUUCUCCUUCAUCGACUACUAUAAGAAGUUUCGAGGCCACAGUGUGGAGCACGCCCUGCGCAAGAGCAAUGUGGAUUUUGUCAAAUGGUCGUCUCAGGGAAUGCUGAGGAUGAGUCCAGAUGCCAUGAAUUCCCUCUUCAAGCCUACGAUAGAUCACAUCAUCCAACAUCUGACUGAGCUCUUUGAUAAGCCAGAGGUCAGCGACAUCAAGUUCCUCUUCUUAGUGGGAGGUUUUGCUGAGUCACCUUUGCUUCAGCAAGCCGUGCAGAACAUGCUCCAGGGCCGCAGCCGCAUCAUCAUUCCCCACGACGUCGGCCUCACCAUCCUGAAAGGUGCCGUGCUGUUCGGCCUGGACCCCAGCGUCAUCAAAGUCCGCCGCUCGCCACUCACGUACGGCGUGGGCGUCCUCAAUCGCUUCGUGGAGGGCAAACACCCGCCGGAGAAGCUGCUGGUGAAGGACGGCACUCGGUGGUGCACCGACGUUUUCGACACCUUCAUCGCCGCUGACCAGUCGGUGUCACUGGGUGAGAUGGUGAAGCGGAGCUACACCCCAGCCAAGCCCUCGCAGCAGGUCAUCGUCAUCCACGUCUACUGCUCGGAGAAGGAGAGCGUGGGCUUCAUCAGUGAGUCUGGAGUCAGGAAGUGUGGGACACUUCGUCUGGACGUGAGCGGAACGGAGAGCACGGCGCCGCGCCGUGAGAUCCAGACGCUCAUGCAGUUUGGUGACACGGAGAUCCGAGCCAUGGCCGUGGAUGUGUCCACCGGACGCACCGUAAAAGCUAGCAUUGACUUCCUGAGCCACUAAGUAAGCUAAUGUAACAGGAAGAUAGCAGCUAACACACACACACACACACACACACACAUUAAGCUUAACUGGAAAAUGAUGAAUUUCGAUUCGUGCUCAGAGUAAGAAGCAGGAAGUUGGGCUGACAUUCACCUGCUGCUUAUCUGCUCGUAUGAAGUCACUGUAACAAAGUCAUCGGCUUCAGUGUGUGCACCACACGACACAAAAUAAAGACACACAAAAACAACAACUAUGUCCACAUGUUACAUCGGCUUCAGUGUGUGCACCACACGACACAA